Botrytis fragariae is the source of this 1020-nucleotide messenger RNA. Its product is annotated as putative alcohol zinc- protein. The transcript is spliced from 2 exons. The record is from RefSeq and is a predicted model, not a curated record. Gene Ontology annotation, molecular function: oxidoreductase activity, acting on NAD(P)H. NCBI's taxonomy places the organism in Eukaryota, Fungi, Ascomycota, Leotiomycetes, Helotiales, Sclerotiniaceae. Bases 1 to 1020 code for a protein of 339 amino acids.
AUGGCAUCAACACAACAAUCACUCAUCGUGCAAGAGACUGGCAAGCCAGUGGUGAAAAUCACAAGACCUAUUCCUACCCCUAAGGAAAAUGAGGUUCUUGUUAAGACGACAUCUGUUGGCAUAAAUCCCCACGAUGCAAAAAUUCGAGACUGGGGUCUCUUUCAACUUCCCCUUCCUACAACCUUAUGCAACGAUGUCGCUGGUGUAAUCACUGCCAAAGGCGAUAAAGUUUCCGGCUUUGAACUUAACGAUCAUGUAUUCGGAUAUCCCAGGUUCGUGGUCGAUGCCCAAGGAUCCCAACAAUAUGCUCUUUUGGAAGUUGGAUGUUUUGCCAAAGUACCAUCCAAUAUUACCGAUGACCAAGCAGCAACACUGCCAGUAAAUCUAUUUGCUUCUGCUCUAUCAUUCUGGUCCAAUGAAGCUUUUGGAUUCUCAUCUCCGUGGGCAGACGAUAAGACCUUCGAUGCUUCAUCUCAGGCUGUAGUCAUUCUUGGGGGAGGAAGCAGCUGCGGAAAAUUCGCCGUUCAAGUCGCAAAAAUCACUGGAAUUGGAAAGAUCGUCGUAGUCGCGUCCAAAUCAAACGCCGAUGAGCUAAGAUCUUAUGGGGCAACCCAUAUCAUCGAUCGUCAUGGUACAGACUCGGAAGUCAAGGCACGUGUCCAAGAGGCUGUCGGUGAUGAAAUCGUUUACGUUUACGAUCCUAUCAACGAUGAUCAAUCAUAUGCCAUUUCUUUACUAUCCGAAAAGAAGAGAGGUAAAGUCGUAACAUUGUUACACGUGAAGUCGUCUCCCGGUCAUCAUGAUAUCUCUCAGACAUCUGGUCUGCCUCAAUUGCAUAUGGAUUUCUCUAAGGAAUUCUUCAAGCUAUUGCCAAGCUGGGUAAAUUCUGGGGAAAUUAAGCCGCUUGGCUUCAAAGUUUUUGAAGGUGGUUUGGAUGUAGAUGCAUUCAAUAAGAUAUUGGAUAACCAUCGGGAUGGUAGGAACCCUGGAAAAUGGCACUUCCAUCCCAACGAUGCUUGA